Closterium sp. Naga37s-1 is the source of this 6456-nucleotide messenger RNA. NCBI's taxonomy places the organism in Eukaryota, Viridiplantae, Streptophyta, Zygnematophyceae, Desmidiales, Closteriaceae. The record is from the annotation of a GenBank genome assembly.
AUGUACGACACGAUAACUGACCCCGACGAAGAUCCGAGCUUUUAUUACAACCACUCGUGCGACCCCAACACGUGGUACGCUACCGCCACUUGCAUGGUCGCUCUGCGCGACAUUCGCCCGGGUGAGCACGUCACGUACGACUACGCCUGCACGGAGACGGAGGGUAGCAUGCAUGCCGGCCUGCACUGCCGCUGCGGCGCCGCGUGCUGCCGUGGCACGCUCACAUUCACCGAGUGGCGCUCGCACGACUGGCAGCGGCGGUUCGCCGGCCACUGCUCGGCUUAUAUCGAGCGGAAGAUGGCCGAGUCGGGGUGGUACGACCCGCGCGUGGUUCCUCGCUACAAAGGCGGCGCGGACGGCUUCAAGGGGAUGUUCGCAUUGGCGAGCGUCCGACGUGGCGAACCGCUUCUCGUCUUCGCCGGCAAGCUUGUCGGUCUCGACUACCUGCUGGGAAGCGACGAGCGCACGCGAGAGCUCUCGCUGCGAGUCAACGAUCACCUCUGGCAGGUGCCGCAUCCGACGCGUGGGCCCGAGACGCCCGACUUUAUCAACCACUCAUGCGACCCAAACUGCGGAUUGGAAGACUCGGUGACGGUGGUGGCCUUGCGGGACAUCGUGCAAGGCGAAGAGUUGAGCAUCGACUACGGGAGCACCAACGCAGGCGUCGUCCGCACCAGCAGUGACAACUUCAGUUGCCACUGCGGCGCGUCGAUCUGCCGUGGGGUGGUCACAUGUGACGACUGGCAGCUGCUUGAGCUGCAGCAGCGACUGUGGCCGUUCUUCCCGCCGUUCAUCAAGCGACUGAUCGUGACCCCCACAAUGCGCCUGGGCGCGCGCACAAUGCUGCAGCUGGCGGACCUCCCCCCGCCCCCGCGCACCUGGCGCGCGGAUUGGCUGGACGCGCAAACGGCGCGCAUCAUGGAAGGGGAUCAGGGGGAGAGGGGGCAGAAGGGGGAGGAGCAUGGGGAAAGGGGGCGGAAGGAGGAGGAGCAGUGUGAAGGGGAGCAGGGGGAAAGGCGGAUGGGAAGCGGUCAGUUGGUGUUGUGGGACGGAUGGAAAGCAGGGGGCAGAGGGAAGUGGCCGUUUUGGGCGGCUCUGUAUUGGCCGCACCGGUGGGCGCUGCUGCUGCUCGCAGUGAUGUUUCUCGGGGAGUCGAUGCUGCAUGUGGUCAAAGCCGUGCUGCUCUAUCGCAUUGUGAGUGCUGCUAUUGCAUGGGGGGAUGAGCGCACUGGUGGUGUGGCGCUGGCCGUGGUGACCCAGCAGUUUUGCUACCGUGCAUACGUCUCCCCUCCCCCCUCCUUCCCCGCACCAGUGGCAGUGGCUCUGGCCAUGGUGACCCAGCAGUUGUGCUACCGCGCAUAUGUUGUCUCCACCAACACUCGCACCGCCGCCAUCAGCGCAGGUGAGGUUGCCAUCCACAUUGGUCAGAGUCUCUCUGGUGCUUUUCGCCCAUCCCCUCACCUCCUUCCCCCAACUGUCCUCCCUUGCCCCCAUCCGCUUCCUCCUCUCCCACUCCCCGUGUUGUUGUCUCUACUCCUAUACCUUUCCGCUCGCAGCCCAAGCUCCAAGCCUCUGCCACCCAAAAUCCGCCAAACUGCUUCUGCUUCUUUUCGCCCAUCCCCCCGCCCUUCCCCCAACUGUCCUCCCCACACCGGUCUUCCUCCCCUUCCCUCCCACACGCUCCAUCUCCUGCAUCGUCACCUCCUCACACUCACCGCCAGCGCGCUGAGUCACGUCAGCAGCGGGCACUGCAUCAACCUGCUGUCCAAUGACGUGCGCCGAUUGGACGACCUUGUGUUCUGCAGCCAGGCGCUCUGGGUGUGGAGGGUGCGGCUGGAAGACUCACCCUCUCUCCCCCGUCUGCCUUCCAUGCGCCGCUCCCUCCAUUCCCCUCCCCUUAUGCGCUUUACUCUCGCCCCACCCUCCUCCCACCCACAAACAACCAAACCACACCAGCUGGCUUGUGGGAAGUGGAGGGUGCGGCUGCGGGCGAAAACGGCGGAGGCCACAGAUGCACGCGUCAAGCACACAGAGGAGGUAGGCAGUUGGGGAGAGAGGUGGGCGGUUCGGGAGGGAGAGGUGGGCGGUUGGGGAGAGAUAGGUGGGCGGUUGGGGAGAGAUAGGUGGGCGGUUGGGGUGGGGGAGGCUCUGGGCGGCAUCCUGACAGUGAAGACACUGGCUCUGGAGGGGCGGCUCACAGCAUUCAUCCAACGAAUCAGACGCACAGAAGUGUCCUUCCUGCAGUGGACAGCUGCCAUCAACGCCGUGACUGCUGCGCUCUACUUCUCCUUCGCCUCCGUGGUCGCCCUCGACACCUUCGCCACCUUCACGUGCCUCGGAGGGCAACUCACUGCCGCCUCUGUAUUCUACGUGCUUACUCUCCUCGAGAUCCCGCACUACACCAUGGGGUGGAAGGUGGCCCAUGGCAUACAGCAAAUAGCAGAGGCGUUUGUCAGCUUCAAGCGACUCUCACACUUCCUGCAGACCACUCCCCACGGAGCCAGGCCGCAAGAAGCGCCAUCUCAGAAUGGCUCUGCUCUGCUCCCAAAAGCGCGCUGCUAUGCCCUUGACACCCCAACCACCACCAAGCCACCUGAAUCAACAACUGCUGCUCUCACAGCACCGACUUUCCGCGCGCGUUCCCUGCAGCGAUUCAUGAGCUUUCAUGCUGCUGCUGGCCCUUCCCCCGCUGUUGGCCCUUCUGCUGCGGCUGCUUCUGCUGAUGCUGCUGGUGCUGCUGCCUUGGAGGGCACGUGUGUGACUGCACAGGAGGAGCAAGAGGGGCAUGUUGAGAUAGACGGUGCACGCGCACCGAGCGGUCGGGUGGAGGGAGUGAGCGUGAGGGUGGGAGAGGCAGAGCUGCUGGGAGUCACUGGCAAGACGGGCAGUGGCAAGUCACUGCUGCUGCUGGGUAUCCUCGGGGAAGUGCCUCUCUCAUCCGGCGCCAUGCACCGCUCCGUGCCCUCCCUCGCCUACGCAUCGCAGCAGGUCCGCCUCCCAUUUGCCGCUCAACCUUUGCUACUCGUCUCUCUCUCACCCCUUCCCUACCCACUCGUCUCUCAUCCUUUGGCACCCUUUGCCAGUGACCUGAUGUGUAUCAGCCUUUCCCUUCCGCGCACAAGGCACAUCCCUGUGUUGUGUCCUCCCGUACCUCUUCGACUCACUUGUGCAUAUUACAACCUACCACCAACCACCUUCCUCUCUCUCACAGCCCCUCCUCUCCCCUUUCCCCCGUGUGCGUCUCGUCUAUGCCACCAGCCGCUCCUCAUUGAGGGGACGCCGUUCCUCAUUGAAGGGACGGUGCGAGACAACAUCCUAUUCGGCACACCGCUAGACGGGGCUCUCUAUGCCAAGGUACACUUCAUGCCAAGGCUCCCCUCUGCCGUCCUAUUUCCCCGUCGCCCACUCCUCCCCUUUGCCCUCUCCUCCCCUUUGCCCUCUCCCCCCCCCUUUGCCCUCUCCUCCCCUUUGCCCUCUCCUCCCCUUUGCCCUCUCCUCCCUUUGCCCUCUCCUCCCCGCCUCCAUCUCCUCGCCACUCUCUCUCAUUCUGCUAGUUAUCGUGUUGGACACCUGUGCCCUCCGCACGGACUUGGCCCUAUUGCCACGUGGCGACGAAUCAUUGGUGGAGGAGGGCGGCGGCAACCUCAGUGCUGCCACAGAGUGUUGGUGCUGGACGGCGGCAGAGCAGCGGCGUGUGGCGCCUGGAGUGACCUCUGCGCCCUGCCCUCUGCUCAACAAAACUGCGACAACCCCCCUCUGCCCUUUGCGCAACUUCUGAAGCCCCUCAAAGCUUUUGAGGCACCUCAAAGCACAUGGAGUGACAUCUGCACCUUGCCCUCUGCGCAACAACACUGUGACCAUCCCCCUCCGGCACUGGGGCAACCUCUCUCUGGCGGGAAGGGUGUUUCAGACACUGGCUCUGACAGUGCCAUGUGUGCCACAGUCACUGUUUCUGGUAGGGUCGUUGGUGCCCCUGUCACCACUGACACGGGUGUGGACGGCACCUUUGCUGAUUCACACGUUUGCCAAAGAGGCACCAAACCGGCCCGCAGCAGUAGCAGCUGCAGUGCUAUCUGUGCCCCUCUCACCACUGUCACAGGUGUGGAUGGCACCUUUGCUGAUUUACAGAGCUGCAAAAGCGGCGCCACGGUGGUCUGCAGCAGCAAAAGUGACACUGGCUCUGACAGUGCCAUGUGUGCCACUGUCACUGGCGGUGACUGUGCUGCCGGCAAUGCAACUGUCACCACUAACACGGGUGUGGACGGCACCGUUGUUCAUUCACAGAGGUGCAAAACUGGCGACACAGCGGGCAGCAGCAGUGGCAGCUGUGUAGAUCGUGGCACAGGCAGUGAGAGAGACACAGAUGCGCCAACAGUUGGCACGAGGGGCUGCAGGGUGGGCAUUCAUGGGGACUCGUUGGUGAGAGGAAGCGAGGAUGAUGCAGAGGUGGAGCAGGCAGAGGUGGAGCAGGCAGAGGUGGAGCAGGCAGAGGUGGAGCAGGCAGUGGUGGAGCAGGCAGUGGUGGAGCAGGCAGAGGUGGAGCAGGCAGUGGUGGAGCAGGCAGAGGUGGAGCAGGCAGUGGUGGAGCAGGCAGAGGUGGAGCAGGCAGUGGUGGAGCAGGCAGUGGUGGAGCAGGCAGAGGUGGAGCAGGCAGUGGUGGAGCAGGCAGUGGUGGAGCAGGCAGAGGUGGAGCAGGCAGUGGUGGAGCAGGCAGUGGUGGAGCAGGCAGUGGUGGAGCAGGCAGUGGUGGAGCAGGCAGAGGUGGAGCAGGCAGAGGUGGAGCAGGCAGUGGUGGAGCAGGCAGAGGUGGAGCAGGCAGUGGUGGAGCAGGCAGUGGUGGAGCAGGCAGAGGUGGAGCAGGCAGUGGUGGAGCAGGCAGUGGUGGAGCAGGCAGUGGUGGAGCAGGCAGUGGUGGAGCAGGCAGAGGUGGAGCAGGCAGUGGUGGAGCAGGCAGUGGUGGAGCAGGCAGAGGUGGAGCAGGCAGAGGCUGCGGCCCUCAUUGGGACAGGGGCUGAGGUGGAGAAGAUCCAGUUGACUAAGGACGGCAUUCAUAGAAACACGUCGUUGAGAGGAAGCGAGAAUGAGGUGCUCUUAGGGACAGAGGCUGAGGUGGAGACAGCGGAGGUGGGGAAGGGAGUGGUAGACGCAUGCAGGGAGGGGGAGCGUGCCUCACUUGAGGACCAGGCUGCUGAGGGCUCGUUGUGCAAGUCAAGAGAAGGACCAUUAGCAGCAAAGAGUUACUCCCUCUUCCGGAGGGGGGACGGAGAGCAGGAGGAGAGUGGGUCCACAGAAGGUGAUGAGCAAGGCCUGCUGGACGUGGAAGGGUGGCAGCGCGGUGCCAUCCCCCUGUCGGUGUUUUGGGGCUACGCCAGAAAGAUCCGCGUGCUACCUCUGCUGCUCUUUGCCGCCCUCUUCCUCGCCGCACACGUCUCCAACGCCCUCGUCAGCUGGUUCCUGGGCCUGUGGACAGAGGCGCCGGAAACCACACCGCACCCACUGGUCACGCUGGCAGCCAUCGCCCUCUCCUGUGUGGCCCUCUCCCUCCUCUCCUCGCUGCUCAUCCACUUCGCCGCGCUGCGCGCCUCCUCCCGCAUGCACUCACUCAUGCUUUCGUCCGUGCUCGCCUCGCCGCUCGCCUUCUUCCACCGCAACCCCAUGGGCCGCGUGCUAAACCGGUUCAGUGAGGACCUCGGGGUUACCGAUGAUGUGCUGCCCCAGCUGCUUCUGGACUUCCUCAAUCCCUUCGGCCUGUGCGUUGCUGCGGUGGUAUCGGCGUGCAUAGCUGUGCCGUGGACACUCAUCCCCAUGCUGCCGCUGCUGCUGCUGCUGCUGCACCUGCGGCAUCUGUACGUGUGCACGGCAAUGGAGGUCCGACGUAUGGAGUGCACCACUCGCUCCGUGCUGCUCGCUCGCUUCCUCGCAACCAUGGAGGGCCUCCCAACCAUCCGGGCCUUCUCCCAGCAGCGCCGCUUCCACCGCCUCUUCCUGCGCCACGUCACCGCCAACGCCAGCCCGCACCUAUUCUGGAUUGCCACGUGGGAGUGGCUGGGCUUCCGAUUGGACCUCCUCGUUGCCGCCGCCCUGCUCUCCGCCGCCCUCGCCGCCGUGGCCCUGCGCCACUCGCUGCCGCCCGCCAUGGCCGCGCUGGCUUUGUCUUAUCUGCUGCAGCUGCCGGACUCCCUGCGGUGGGCGCUGCAAUACGGCGUGGAGCUCGAGAACACGGUGAGAGGGGGGGGGAAGGGUGGGGAUUGGGGGACAGCCAGGGCUGGAGAGCACGGUGAGGGGGGAGGAGAGGGUGAGGGGGGGGAGGGAUGUUUGGGGGGGGGCGGGGGGGGGGAAGAGGGGAGGAGGGAGGGCGGCAGGGGUGCAAUGGUUGUGAUGUUUAUGGGUGUGAAGGAAGUGAGGCAAGGGAAGGGUGCUGGAUUCCCUGCGGUGGGCGCUGCAGUACGGCGUUGA